GAAUUGGCAAAUAACUACAGACCCAUUUCCUUACUUAGCUGCAUUGGCAAACUUUUCGAACGAAUAAUUCAUAAGCUCAUCUAUAACUAUCUCUUCAGCAACAAACUUCUAUAUACUUUACAGUCUGGCUUCUUACCAAAUCACUCUACAACUCACCAACUCAUCGAACUCUAUCAUAGCAUACUUACAGCACUGGAGAAUCGUGAAUAUACUGCUCUUGUUUUUUGUGACUUUUCUAAAGCUUUUGACCGAGUCUGGCACAAAGGUCUAUUAAUUAAAUUAGAAAAAUACGGGAUAAAAGGCAAACUUUUAGAUUGGAUUAAAAACUACUUAAGUAACAGACGCCAGUCAGUGGUACUAAAAAAUGCUAUAUCUUCUGAAGUAUCUAUCAAAGCCGGAGUUCCUCAAGGUUCAGUGUUAGGGCCACUUCUUUUUCUUGUAUACAUCAACGAUAUUUCAAAUACAUUACUAUCAAUGACUAGACUUUUUGCUGACGACACCGCAUUAGCACACUCUUCGAAAAAUUUACACGAUAUAAAACAAGUUAUAAACUACGACAUGGAACAAUUAAACCUUUGGUCAAAUAAAUGGUUAAUGAAUUUCAACCACAAACACCUAGGAGUCAUUAUUAGUAACAACGGCACAUGGAACUCUCACAUCGAACAUAUACUAACAAACACUACAAAGUACAUUGCAACUUUAAGGAAAUUAAAAUACAUCCUAAAUAGAAAAAACUUGGAAAAAAUAUACCUUGUUUUUAUAAGACCACUAUUUGAAUAUGCCUGCGAAGUAUGGGACAAUUGUAAUAUCACAUUUUCGAAUAAAUUAGAGAACAUGCAGUAUGAAGCAGGUCGAAUAAUAACUGGAUUACCUAUUUAUACAAAAAAAGAAUUUAUUUACAGAGAGCUCGGAUGGAAAUCAUUGAUAGAUAGACGCAGGAUUAGAAAAUUAUCCAUGUUUUAUAAUAUUUAUCAUGAUAAUGCUCCCUCAUUUCUUAAAUCUCUUCUACCACCUAUUGUGUCAAACUUCUCUAACUAUAAUCUUAGAAACAGGAAUAACUUUCAGAACCCAUACUAUAGACUGCAAAUCACAAAAUCAUCCUUCAUACCAAGUACUUCAGACUACUGGAACAAUCUAUCUAUAGAAACAAAGUCAUCAGCAUCCAUUAAACAAUUUAAAUCUCUUAUUCAGCCCCAAGUCACUACCCCUUCUUAUAUUAUUUUUUUUCUUGAAUAUGGGUCCAGAAAAGUAAAUAUUAUACAUUGCCAAUUACGAAACCGCAGUAGCUCUUUAAAUUACGACCUUUUUAAAGUCCACCUUCGAGACAACUCUACUUGCGACUGCGGAAAUGACUCGGAAGACUCUUCCCAUUUCUUACUAAACUGUAAAAAAUUUGAUCAAUCCCGUAAUAUAAUGCUCCAAUCCCUCGAUUGGUAUAACGAGAUCACUGUUGAACACCUUCUCUUCGGAGAUGCAAACCUUGACUACAAUCUAAACAUUCAAAUUUGUAGGUCUGUACAACUGUUCAUUUUGAGCUCCAAACGGUUUAACAUGUAA
This is a messenger RNA of Mizuhopecten yessoensis (Yesso scallop), 1557 nucleotides long. RefSeq lists its product as uncharacterized. The transcript is spliced from 2 exons. Bases 475 to 1557 code for a protein of 360 amino acids. NCBI's taxonomy places the organism in Eukaryota, Metazoa, Mollusca, Bivalvia, Pectinida, Pectinidae. The record is from RefSeq and is a predicted model, not a curated record.